AAACUCAUCUUCUGGAGAUCAUGAUGUGGAUUUCGAGACGGAAUCUUGGAGUGAUGCAAGUGAGAACAGCGAGAAGUUGUUGAGAACUAUAAGUAACAACUCCAUUUCUGCAGAUUCAUGUUUUGAGUGGGAUGGUUCAAGAGACCGCCUUGGCUAUCUCUAUUUCCACUAUUCUGAGACAUGCUCUCCUUUUUGGAGAAUUCCCUUUUCAGAUAAGAUCCUUGAAUUUACACAGCACUAUCCUGGACUUGCGACGCUAAAGAGCACUGAAUUGUCUGCUGCAAGUUGGAUGGUUGUUGCUUGGGAUCUAAUCUACCAUGUUCCAAUGAAAGGAAUUACUAAAAAUAUUUCUGCAAGCUUUCUUACCUACCAUACAUUGUUAUCAACUUUCCAAGAUGUUGCAGAAGAGAAACCCGAUGGAGAAAGUGGAAUUCAUCUUAGUCCAUUCGGUUUAGCUGCAUACAAGAUGCAAAAUGAUGUAUGGCUAAACACUCAUACAGAAAAGGACUAUGAAAAUCUACGUGAUCUUCAAAAUGCUGCAGAUUCAUGGCUGAAGCAGCUUUCUUAUAGUCACCAUGACUUCAAUUUCUUCACCGCGCAUUCUAACAUGGAGCGUGGAGGUUACUCAUUAUGA
This is a messenger RNA of Solanum stenotomum, 634 nucleotides long. RefSeq lists its product as uncharacterized. NCBI's taxonomy places the organism in Eukaryota, Viridiplantae, Streptophyta, Magnoliopsida, Solanales, Solanaceae. The transcript is spliced from 4 exons. The record is from RefSeq and is a predicted model, not a curated record. The annotation marks the transcript as partial.